AUGCGCAUAUUGCAUACGUUCAGCGUGAGACUCUCUCUCUGUACGUGUGUGCUGAGGAGAGAACAGGGAGCGUUAUCUUCCUACAUCCAUUUGUUGCCUUGUGUGGAGAUGGCGGGAAAGCCACACACACCCCGAAACUCUAUUCUACCCGGCGGCAUUUCUCGUUAUGGCCGCUCUGCCAUGUACAGUAGGAAAGCCUUGUUCAAGAAGAAGAGGAUUCCCGUGGUUGCUUCGAAAGAGAAGAAAUCUUAUUUCAAAGUGAAAGAGGUCAAGGGAGAAAAGAAUGGUGGCAGAAGAGUCGUUCCUUUGAAGAAAUCGCCAAGGUUUUACCCCACGGAGGACAUCAGCCGUAGACUGAGGUCUUUAAAGAAGGGGAGGCCUGUGAGACUGCGUGCCAGCAUUACUCCUGGGACCGUGCUAAUCUUGCUUGCGGGCCGGCACAUGGGGAGGAGAGUGGUCUUUCUUCGCCAGUUGGACUCUGGUAUGCUGCUAGUUACAGGGCCGUUUUGUGUGAACGGUGUUCCAUUGAGGCGUGUCAACCAGGCAUAUGUCAUUGCUACCAAGACGAAGGUGGACAUCGGCACACUCACUAUUCCUGCCAAACUAGACGACAACUACUUCCGUCGCAGUAGUACCAAGACAAAGGCGGGCAGCAGUGGCAUCUUUGCUGAGAGUAAACAAGGCUAUUCCGUUAGUGAUAUACGAAAAGAGGACCAGAGAGCCCUGGACCAGCAACUACUGCCACUAGUGAAGGCCGAGCCAAGCCUCAAACAGUACCUAGCACAUCGAUUUUCUCUCUCUCAUGGGCAGUACCCGCAUCAGUUGAUGUUUUGAUCUGUGUACUGUAAUGAUGAUUUGUCAUUGAAUAAGUCCCGCGCUGCAAGAUGGCAAACGACGAUGGGUUUCAAAUAGUGUCGAGGGGGGUCAGACCCAGGCAGCACGUACGAUCUGGUAGGAAAGUUUGCUGUGACAGUGGGUCGGUAGAGAUUGUUUCCUCCGUCUUACGGACGAGGUAAACGGCACUCUUCGGUAAGGAUUUAGUACCUGUUGCCAUUACACAGAGAGGAUCUGAACAUGAUGCAGUAUGCUGCCCAGAUAGAAGGCUUGUUGGAAGGCGUGGAGUGCGAGGAUCUGAUCUGCUACGGAAUUGGGCUCUUCGGGACGUGUCGCAUUGCUCGCCUCCAACUGGCACUGCUGCUACACAUAGCUUCAGUCAAGCAAGUCAGCAAAGUCCUGGUGUACGACCCAGUGCUCUGCCCACAAGAGAAAGCUGCACUGAGAGAGCUCCACUGUGUCUGCAUCCCGGAGAAUGAGCUGUGUAGGAGGCAAGUGCAGACCAAGACAGUGUUCUACAUGCCUCACUGUGGAAGAGCCAUGUACAACAACCUCAUAUGGGCCAAUUGGUCUCCUGAAAAACUGUCUCAGUUGGCUCUGAUAGGGAACAGUUUCCAGAGCUAUUUGGAUAGAACUCUACAAAAGAAAACAAAAGAUACUUAUUUCUAUAUUUUUAGGGCCGUGGAGUACUGUCAAGAAAAAGCCUUGCCAUCCUAUACAGAGCCAACUAUCUUCAAUGACCUGAGUGUGCACACAUUUCCAUUGGACAGACUUCACUCUGCUCCUCCUUCUCUCUGGACCCCCAGCCCUCCCCCUCCCUCCGACCCCUCAGACCCCGAGAUUAUUACCAAAUAAACCGCCAUUCUUCAAAAUGUGUGAACAGCAAUAAUUAGUGGUGUAUUCUGGUUAUCUGAGUGAAGCUGCGCCACAGUACAUGUACAAUCCACACAAGCACGUGGCAUGUGAUGUGUCCAAUCACCUCUUGAAUGUGUGCUCCAUUGCAAGUACACAGCACAUGUGGUAAUGUGCUUUCCUACUCCACACAAUGCACCCGUUACACAUAAUUUAUUAUUGUUGUACUGUGCUCUCCUAUUUCCAUGUGAUGCAUCCGUUCCACAUGUGGUAAUGUGCUCUCCUAUUUCCAUCCGUUCCACAUGUGGUAAUGUGCUCUCCUAUUUCCAUGCGAUGCAUCCGUUCCACAUGUGGUAAUGUGCUCUCCUAUUUGCAUCCGUUCCACAUGUGGUAAUGUGCUCUCCUAUUUCCAUGCGAUGCAUCCGUUCCACAUGUGGUAAUGUGCUCUCCUAUUUCCAUCCGUUCCACAUGUGGUAAUGUGCUCUCCUAUUUCCAUGCGAUGCAUCCGUUCCACAUGUGGUAAUGUGCUCUCCUAUUUCCAUGCGAUGCAUCCGUUCCACAUGUGGUAAUGUGCUCUCCUAUUUCCAUGCGAUGCAUCCGUUCCACAUGUGAUAAUGUGCUCUCCUACUUCCAUGUGACGUUCCGUUCCAAUCCACUCCCAUGUGUGACAAGCGGUGUGUGCUCCUGGGCUCUCCAGGGCAGCUCUGGAAUAGUGUCAAAUGUUUUAAAGCAAAAGGGUAAAUAAGG
This is a messenger RNA of Geodia barretti, 2433 nucleotides long. Lineage: Eukaryota; Metazoa; Porifera; Demospongiae; Tetractinellida; Geodiidae. The record is from the annotation of a GenBank genome assembly.